Electrophorus electricus (electric eel) is the source of this 2100-nucleotide messenger RNA. RefSeq names its product glucokinase (hexokinase 4) (gene gck). Gene Ontology annotation, cellular component: mitochondrion; cytosol. The record is from RefSeq and is a predicted model, not a curated record. Gene Ontology annotation, molecular function: ATP binding; D-glucose binding; fructokinase activity. Gene Ontology annotation, biological process: carbohydrate phosphorylation; glucose metabolic process; regulation of insulin secretion. Lineage: Eukaryota; Metazoa; Chordata; Actinopteri; Gymnotiformes; Gymnotidae.
CUGAUAAGCAGCUAAGCAGCCAGAUUCCUAUGAGGCAGAUAGGAAAGGGGGAAGAUAUAUAUGAAGCACUUUGCCUGCUGAUGAAGGAUCGCUGUCCAAAAUAUCCUGUUUCUCUCUCUCUCUUUGUUUUGAAAGAGAAUGAAAGUAAUGAAAACAGAAGAAAGAGAGGCUGGACAAACAAGGAAAUGUAGUCAGGGUUUACAGUCACGUGCCGUCUGUCUUCAGGAGGUGUGACAUAUAGUAUGAAAUGGAAACGUUUAUAGAAUAAGGCUUUUUAAACAGACCUAUCCAGUUAUCCAGCAUGCAGCAGCAGCUCCAGACACGGGUCCCCCGGAAUCCAACACCAUUUUUGUUGCAGUAAGAGUGUUACAAGGUGGACCAAAUCCUGUCAGAGCUUCUGCUAACCAAGAAGGAGCUGAAGGAGGUGAUGGGGCGCAUGCAGCAGGAAAUGAAGAAGGGCCUGCAGGUGGAGACACACGAGGGAGCAAGUGUGAAAAUGCUGCCCACCUACGUCCGCUCCACCCCUGAAGGAUCCGAAGUGGGGGACUUCCUGGCUUUGGACCUGGGUGGCACCAACUUCCGCGUGAUGCUGGUGAAGGUUGGGGAGGAUGGGGAGAGGGGCUGGAAGGUGGAGACAAAGCACCACAUGUACUCCAUCCCAGAGGACGCCAUGACUGGCACGGCUGAGAUGCUUUUUGACUACAUUGCUGAGUGCAUAUCGGACUUCCUGGACAAACAUGGCAUGAAGCACAAGAAACUCCCUCUGGGCUUCACCUUCUCUUUUCCAGUCCGCCAUGAAGACCUGGAUAAGGGAAUUCUACUAAACUGGACUAAAGGGUUCAAGGCAUCUGGAGCUGAAGGCAACAAUGUUGUGGGUCUUCUGCGAGAUGCCAUCAGAAGGAGAGGGGACUUCGAGAUGGAUGUGGUUGCCAUGGUGAAUGAUACAGUGGCAACUAUGAUUUCCUGUUACUAUGAAGACCAUAGCUGUGAGGUUGGCAUGAUAGUGGGCACGGGCUGUAAUGCAUGUUAUAUGGAAGAAAUGUGCACUGUGGAGCUGGUAGAGGGGGAGGAAGGGAGGAUGUGUGUGAACACGGAGUGGGGCGCCUUUGGCGGGAACGGAGAACUGGAAGAGUUCCGUCUGGAAUAUGAUCGCGUUGUGGACGAGCUGUCACUGAACCCUGGACAACAACUGUAUGAGAAGAUGAUUGGUGGGAAGUACAUGGGUGAACUGGUGCGGCUAGUGCUGAUGAAGCUCGUGAACGAAGGGCUACUCUUCAACGGCAACGCAUCAGACAUGCUGAAAACGCGCGGCAGCUUCGAGACUCGAUUUGUCUCCCAGAUCGAAAGUGACACAGGAGACAGGAAGCAAAUCUAUAACAUCCUGAGUUCCCUGAGCGUCCUGCCUUCUGAACUGGACUGUGACAUCGUCCGUCUGGCCUGUGAGAGUGUGUCCACCCGUGCCGCCCACCUGUGUGGUGCGGGGCUAUCUGGCGUCCUCAACCUCAUGAGGGAGCGUCGCAGUCAGGAGGAGAUGAAGAUCACUGUGGGCGUGGAUGGCUCUGUCUACAAGCUCCAUCCACGGUUCAAAGAGCGGUUUCACAAAGUUGUCCGAGAGCUGACGCCAAACUGUGACAUCACCUUCAUCCAAUCAGAAGAAGGGAGCGGCCGAGGAGCCGCGCUCAUCUCAGCGGUGGCGUGCAAGAUGGCAGCUCGCUUGAUAGCGCCGUGAUGGACCGUGUAAUGGGACGCCCUGUCCACUAGAUGGCGCUCCAAGCUCACGGCUACACCGCCACACCGCCUGGAGCGACCCCGUUAAGAAUACCUUCGCACGCAACGUGAACACCUGCCUCCACAGCGGAGCUUUUAAAGUGUGGGCGACACACUUUUAGUUUGACCAUACGAUGCAUGCUGUUGUACAUGCUGUUGUACAUGUUUGCCAUCCUAAAUCAGUCUUCUGUGUAUACUUUCGCAUGUUUUUGCAUGCUCUUCAUGCGAAGGUUGUUAAUAAUUAUAUGCAUGUACAUGUCUAAGUUAGCAAUCACGAGAUUUUCCUUAAAGGACAAGUAUUCAGGAUGGUCUCUUAAAAGGUACAACAUGGAA